GUGAAAAGAACGAUUUACAUUUGAAAUAUUUCAAUCAACGAAUUUGACUGACAUCUGUUUGUUGUGGUUAUUUGGUCACAACAAAAGUAAACAAUGGCUAAAUAAGCGACGCCGAAUAAGCAGAAACUAAAUCAUGAUAGAAUAACAAUUGUCCAUUCAAAUGUUGAAAUAUUUUGUGUAUUUUGUGAGGUGUAAAGUGUUUGGUACAUUUGCUUAAAGACGUUGCUGAGCUGAGACCUAUUCCAUAGCCUAUUCCAUUAGGAGCAUUUCGUACAUUUGAGACAGUUUCGGAAUUUUGCAUCAAUCUCUGCAAUAGGAUGCCUUAUGUCUUGGUGGAAACAAACGAUGCUGUCGGGGGCAAGGAGCUUCUUGCAGCACCAGAAACAUGGAUCCAGCGACACGAUGACGGAACGGUGUAUCUGUGCUGGCCGAAUGUUAGGAACAUUAAUAUGCUGAACGCGCUGCUUAAAGAUGAACAUAGCACACCGUUGGCUGCAUGGGAAAUGCACACAUGCGUGAUAAAGUGUUCUAACAUACAGUCUCUCUCGGUGGCUGGCAAAAUGAUAAAAACGUUGCAAAACCAUUGGAAAACUUCUUACGUUCCACAGAAAAGAACCAUCGAAGCGAAUGAUGAUGUCACUGCGGGGCCUGCUUGUAAAAAAUUGCCCAUCACCGAAGAACGCGAACCGGACGAAUCAGAAAUAAUUGGAAUGUUCAACGAGCUCAGAAGUCUGAUAGAAAAUAGACAUGACGAGGCAAGGAAAAAGCUGCACGAUGGAUUUUAUCGCAUAGAAAAAUGUUUGCAUUCUGUAGGGAAUGAAUUACAGAAUAUAGAGCAAGAAGCGGUUCCCGAUCAUGCUUCGCAAUGCUUGCAACCAGCACACGAGAUGGAGUUUUAUGUAAAUCCCGUAACCUGCAUAGACGAGAUGACUGAUUUUGAAGAGCGGUUAAACGACGAGGAAUAUCAAAAACAGGUGCAACAUUGGAUCGAUUGCGCCAUAAGUCACCAAACACACCCGGAACAUCGCAUGCGAGAUAUCCUUGAUUCGCUGUUUGACAAACAAUUCCUAUCCAAUUUUAGCUGGACUGGAGGUAGCACGGGUAAACUUGCGUUUAUGCCAUAUGGAAACAUUGUUAAUUUGUUUGCAUACGCCGGUACCACCGCAACGCAUGCAGCUACUCCCAAAUAUGUGGGACAAUUUUUCAUAAAAAUACUGCAACAAACUACUACGCUAGCAGUACGUAAACACCUGUCACUAGAGCUAGAAACUGUCGAUUCAACUGCUUCGUGGAACACCGAAAACAAAUCCAUGCUACAAACCGUAGACAGUUUUAAUGAAACUACGCUAACGGAGGGUGGACAUUCAUCACAAUAUACAGACAACCAUACCAACACGGAGAUCUCCAAUGUUAAUCCCUUAACCUGCCUAGAAGAGCUGGAUGCCUUUGAAGCGAAGCUGGGCGAUGCUAAAUAUCGUGCAGAGAUGCAUACGUGGGUAAAUUAUCACGUUGGCUACGAGAUUAAUCCGGAAGUUCGUAUGAUAGAGAUUUUAUACUUGCUAUUUGAUAGAGAUUUUUUAUCCCACUUCACAUGGAUAGGCGCGCGAAAGGGUAGCUAUGGAAUGAGGGCGUACAGCAAUGUUGUUCAACUGUUUCAAUACGUUGGUACCACUGCGGCACAUCGUGCUGAUGAAAUAUUUGUGGCAAGCUUUUUUAACAAGAAAUUGAGAUAUGCCGUCAGAAGAGCAGAACUAGCGUUGAGUGACUCUGAUUCAGAUUCAAGCAACUUUGAACUGAACGAAUGAAUCCACCUACGUAUCCAAGUGCCCGCUUUGAGGAUUAAUGAAUCUUUUGAGAAUCGAUUACUGAUUUUAAUUUUGACUCCGGCAACUCCUCGCUAAAGAUUGGCAUGAAUGACUCUUCUUAAAAGAUUCAUUAAGCACGACAGAACAAUAGAACCUUCGUAGAAGCCACGUUGAAGCAAUAAAUAUGACUUGAAGCAUUAAUGAGAUUUAAUUAACCAUUCACGGUUUCGUUUCAAAAGAUGGGAACUUUAAGGUGUUUGUUCUCCUACGUGAAUAUCGCAAAUUACUUACCGUAAAGUCAUCAGACUUUCGU
This is a messenger RNA of Anopheles moucheti, 2118 nucleotides long. RefSeq lists its product as uncharacterized. The coding region runs from base 318 to 1805 and encodes 495 amino acids. Lineage: Eukaryota; Metazoa; Arthropoda; Insecta; Diptera; Culicidae. The transcript is spliced from 2 exons. The record is from RefSeq and is a predicted model, not a curated record.